Dicrocoelium dendriticum is the source of this 891-nucleotide messenger RNA. The record is from the annotation of a GenBank genome assembly. NCBI's taxonomy places the organism in Eukaryota, Metazoa, Platyhelminthes, Trematoda, Plagiorchiida, Dicrocoeliidae.
AUGCGAUUGAUCUAUAGACCCCACAAUCUAUACUGCAUCCACCUGGAUGCCAAAGCACCUCCAGAAUCCGUACAAGCAAUUAGUACGUUAUUCAGUUGUUACCCAUCCAAUAUUAUUGUGGUACCGGAUAAUCAGAGAAUUUCAGUUCAUUGGGGAUAUUUCAGUGUGCUUCAGUCCGCCCUUCUUUGUACACGUUUGCUCUUGCAUCACCAAACAAUUGGGUGGAGAUAUAUGCUGAACAUAAAUGAGAAAGAAUUUCCUCUUCGUACCAAUUGGGAGCUUGUGUCCGCCUUAAAGGCCUUGAACGGAUCCAACAUGAUUGAAGGGAUUCCAGGCGGGCAGUUCGCUGAUCGAUUUCCAAAGGCUAAUCUAUCGUUCAAUGUGGCCUGGACGAAAGGUAGCUUCUUGAUAGCUGCUCGGCGGGAAUUUCUGCAGUUUGCUCUCACCGACCCUCGAGCGCUAGAAAUUCUGAAGGCAAUGAAGGCCGAGGAGCAUGUUCGAAAGAUUCAGGAUGAGCUUUUCUUUUCUACUCUGGCGUACUCUCCAGAGCUUGGUGCCCCAGGAUCAUGUCGACUAAUUCAUCCGCCGUCUUCCUCGGACCCUCGAUCUUGGUUCCUAGUGCGUUACGUCAACUGGGAUACAGCGGACUGUCCGAGUAUGGUAGCCGUGCACGGGAUUUGCAUUUUUGGUGUGCGGGACAUACCCAUUCUCGUGAGACAGCCCCACUUGUUCGCUAACAAGUUUUUGCCGACCUUCCAACCAGUGGCCUACGAUUGCAUGGAACAAUGGUUGGAACAGAAGUUAAUUGCAGAACGAUCUUUUCACCGAUUGGACCCACAGUUCAAUGCGACACUGUUUGCCAAUUUAUACUGCUCCCGAGAGCAUAUCUAA